CGUUCGAGGGCACGUGCUCGUCCAUGACAUUUCCCCCGAUAUAGGCGAUGCGAUAGCGAAACAAAGCUCUCUUAUAAUAUAUCAUAUUCCACCGCGAAGCGUGCGAAGUACGCUAUUACCUAGAAAUCGAGAUCGCCUUCCCCUGGCCCCUCCUCGGAGGUGGCUCGGAGGCCAUGAGUAUACAAUGGAUGCUGGAUACUCGUGGGCUUCUUACCACCACGCCCCCCGAUCCCCGAACCAGACUCGACAACAAUGCCACCCUUCUUGUUAGUUGGUGGGCAACUGGAUUCUCCCUAGCCAUUAUCGUCACUCGAGUAUGUGGCCGCUACGUCCGGACUGAACGUUUUUUCAUGGAAGACAAGGUCAUGCUGGCUGGUGUGAUCCCGCUACUCAUUCGCAUGGCUUGUGUGCACCUCAUUCUAAUAUGGGGAACGAAUAAUACGAAGACGGCGGGACUUUCUGCCGAGAAUAUCGAUCAUAGAGUCGUUGGUAGUAAAUUGGUAUUGAUCGCCCGAAUAUCCUAUGCUGUCUUUAUCUGGACGGCGAAAAUCACCGUAUGUGAGUUCUUAAAGCGUGUUUCGGGCAUGAUCUGGCGACGAUCCCUCAAUAUCUUCCGCAAAUUGCUCUACUAUUUCCUGGCCUCCACUCUCCUCGCAGUGGUCAUUGCUACUCUUGCGGAGUGCUCUCCGUUCUACCGAUAUUGGCAAGUCGUGCCGGAUCCAGGCCCAAAGUGCCGCCUGGGCUAUGCGAACUUGGUCGUGAUGGGAACUUGCGACGUGAUCACCGACUUGCUUCUGGUCGCAUUUCCGAUCCCAUUCAUCAUGAUGACCCAUAUGGCCUUGAAGCGCAAAGCCGCUCUUGUUGUCUUGUUCGCCUUGUCAUUGAUUCUGGUGGCAAUCACUCUAUACCGGGUACCAUCCGUCAUCUGGCACGAUGGAGAGCAACAGUACCGAUCGCUUCUGGCGUCGCUGGAGAUUCUAGUUGCGACCGCGGUAUCAAAUGCCGUGGUGAUUGGCUCCUUUGUACGAGACAAGGGCGUCAAGAAGAAUAAGUUCAAGAAAGCCCUGGCAUCUGCUUCGGUCAGUGAGAACUUGGACUAUAGCUCCUUCCGCCGCCAAACCAUAACGCAUCACCAAUGGGGCAGCGAUUCAGACUUGGCCGCCGGCUUGGGCAUGCGUCUGAAGCCAGAAAUGUGUUCUUCAGACCGGGACCUGCCCCGUCCGGCGCCGGUUGCAGCUCCUUACCACUCCCUCGCAGGCCGCCCCGGCCUAUUGAACCCAAACUGGUCUUUCGCGCCACGACCAGGAGGCAUGGAAGAUGACCGGACGUCUACCACAGGCAGUCUGGAGAUCAAAGUCAGCCCCCUUGAAUACAUUGAGACCAAUAUCUCUCCGCGCAGGAUCCCGGAAGCCUCCUCUCCCACUCAGCUCUCCAUCUUCGACGCCGGCGGCUUGCUCAACGCUCCCACUCCCACUACCACACAUCCAUCCCAACACCUCAUUCAACCGCGCCAUUCUAGUGGCAGUGGUACAUCUGCAGUCUAUGACUUCGGAGCUGCCGCCCCGGCAUCCAGCUUGGACCUGACUCCAGAUGAGGCUAAUGCCACCUACCAUCCCCCGCGUUCGUCUUCAUCCAUCUCGUGCUCCUCUCGCUCAGGAGGAUACCGCUGGAAUUCGCUCCCGCCAAAUCGUCGUAUGUCUAGCGUUCACUUCUCCGAUCCAUCUAACUCGCCCGUUCCGUCCUAUCGCUCUCAACCCGAUUGGACAGGGCCGAUCCCGGAGAGUGAGGAUGUCGAGCUCCAGGAUGUGGGAGGGUUGCUUUCGCGUCGUUGAUGAUCGCCGUCAGUGUGAGCAUGGAUGCUCCCCGAGGCUGUGUCGUGUCUGUAUUACUAUUGAAUUUCUUAAGACUUGAGCUUAGCGUGGUGAUAUUCUUGUUCUUGGGACUGGAUUUGGGAUUGAUCUCAGGUAGGAUAACGGAGUUGGGUACGAUUCAAUGGCAAUAUAUAACCCUGGU
Molecule: messenger RNA, 2013 nt
Organism: Aspergillus homomorphus CBS 101889
Lineage: Eukaryota; Fungi; Ascomycota; Eurotiomycetes; Eurotiales; Aspergillaceae
Product: putative integral membrane protein Pth11-like
Exons: 2
Coding region: 174-1832 (552 amino acids)
Source: RefSeq, a predicted model, not a curated record